AUGGCGAAAGAGGUGUUCACCCUCGAUGGGGGUAAAAUAUCUGAGUUCGAACGACUGGGGUUGAAGAAUUUUGACUUUCUUUCCUGUGACGAUGAGGGGAACAAGGAAGAGAUGGUGAGGACGUUGGAGAAUAUUCAUUUGAGUUACCUCCUGGGAGGGUGCAACGUGAUAAGUACGAACACCUUCCAAGUCAACCUACACAGUUUACACGAAAAAGGAAUAAGCAUAGAGGAGGGACAAGGUAUAAUCGAUACGUACAUUGACAUUGCUCAUAAUGCUUUGCUCAAAUAUGAAGGGAUAAAACGGAGUGAGAAUUUUCCACUCCUGGGGGGGAUACAAAAGGAGGAGUCUUCUUCGCCUUAUGAACAUGUGGAAUGCUUCAACAAAGUGAGAAACCAUUUAGGGAUCCUUCACCCAAACGAUUGUGUCAACAUAAGGGAGUACGUGGACAGCUUCCAUUUGAAUGAGGGAGUGUGGAGGGGAAGCCCCAUCAGGAGGUGCCAGGACCACUACGUGGCCUUUUCCACUGGGGGGUACAGCUCGGCCUUCCGUGAUUUUAGCGAGUACUCUGGGGUGCUGCACAAGGGAAGAAAGGCGGCCAUGGCCAACUCAGGCGACGCGGAAGUGGUUUCUUCGGGCAAGGCCGCUGAACCGCGCAGGGCGACUAAACAGCACACACAACGGUACGACAUCAUAAUAAAGACGCCCCUGCACGGACAGGAGGAAGUGCCCGAUAUAGAAAUGGUCCCCGCGGGGAAUACAAAUAGGACGUGGACGAGUGACAGCAGUGGCAGAAGUGACACCUGUGAACCCUCGAGGGACGCGUUGGCGCAGAGACACCUGUUCAACUACGGGCUGGAAUACUACAUAGAUGUAGGGGACGAAGAAAUAAUUUCCAACUGCAAAUUUAAAAUAGAAUCAUACAAAAGAAACGCAAAAAAGCUGCAUCUAUUUUCGCUAAUCACGUCUUCUAACAUACGAGAAGUAUUUACCCUUUAUAACCACUUAAAGAGUUGUGGAAGCUAUUUUGGACGAAACGUGGUCAUAAGCUUCUACUGCAACAGUGACCAGAACAUUGGUUGCUCAGACUACUCCUUCGUGGACAUGGCGUUGAUUCUUUUAUACUUAGAUUCAAGGAACCAUUUUAUUAAAGCUAUCGGACUCAACUGUUUAAACAUCCGUUACGUGCGAGAGUUGAUUGCUCCCUUGAAGAGGUGCAUUGGCUCAGAUGGUAACAUCAACAUGGAAGCUUAUGAAAGUUCAAAUGAAGAAUUGAGGGGGUUUGUGAAGACCAUUUUAAAGGACUUAAAAAAAAAUAGCUAUUUGGGGGAUGUUCAUUUUUUUGCUUCACCAAACAAAUCGCUUAAUCGAGUUACGUAUGAUUACUCCACAAACGACGUGCACUUUGAGGUCACUCAGAACAGAGACAAGCACGUGUAUAAUUAUGUUGGGGAUUGGCUCGAUGUCGGUGUUAGUGGGUUCGGCGGGUGCUGCUACUACAACCCCUACGACAUUUCGCUGCUGGACUACAGGUUGGGCGAGCUGGCCAGGAGGGGGUGA
Messenger RNA from Plasmodium fragile, 1560 nucleotides. RefSeq lists its product as uncharacterized. Gene Ontology annotation, biological process: S-methylmethionine cycle. The coding region runs from base 1 to 1560 and encodes 519 amino acids. NCBI's taxonomy places the organism in Eukaryota, Apicomplexa, Aconoidasida, Haemosporida, Plasmodiidae. The record is from RefSeq and is a predicted model, not a curated record. Gene Ontology annotation, molecular function: S-adenosylmethionine-homocysteine S-methyltransferase activity. The transcript has a single exon.